Messenger RNA from Scomber japonicus (chub mackerel), 3944 nucleotides. RefSeq names its product matrin 3-like 1.1 (gene matr3l1.1). Gene Ontology annotation, molecular function: RNA binding; zinc ion binding. The transcript is spliced from 21 exons. Lineage: Eukaryota; Metazoa; Chordata; Actinopteri; Scombriformes; Scombridae. Bases 1 to 3885 code for a protein of 1294 amino acids. The record is from RefSeq and is a predicted model, not a curated record.
AUGUCUCACAACUACCCGUACAGACGCCCGCCGCCGGACACCGAUCUCCGACAGAAUCUAGGAACUUACAGCUCCUCAGACCGCCAUCAUCCCGCCACACCAACGCACCACGACUUUUACAGAGCUCAUCAGGAGCCGCCGCCGUCUCGUCCGUCAUCCUUCUCCUCGUCCUACACAUCCUCUUCUUCCUCCUCCAGAGGCUUGGCGGUGUCGGCGGGGGCGGCGGCGCAGUUGCCCCCGUCUCAGGUCUCGCCGGACGGCGCUUUGAGCAUCCUGAGCAGCUGCGGUCUGGAGCCAAGCGACCUGGCUCUGCUGGCCGAGCUGCCCGAAGACGUCCUCACCGUGGAGUCGCUGCCUCACCUGCUUCAACAGAUCAAAGGCAAGAAAGGGACGGUCAAACCUUUCCCCCCCAAUGCUCCUUCCUCCUCCUCCGCUUCCUCUUCCUCCUCUUAUCCUGCCAGCGCUGUGCGGCGUCCUGCAGGCGAGUGGGAUCAUCUCCGCAAUCAGCCGGUCCAGUACCCGUUGGACCAGCUCCCCUCCAAUCCUCUUCCCUCUGAGCAGGUUCAGGACCGCUGGGGAACGCGCAACAGCAGCUCUGUCUCCUACACGCCUUCCUCCAGGACUGACCCACCACCACCACUACCAUCAUCAUCAUCAUCAUCCUCUUCCUCCAGCUACAUGGUGGACUACAGCCACAGAGGUGGCCCCUCUGAUUAUGGUAAGACGGUAAGAGACGCCGGUCAGACUUCCUCUCAGGAUCGACACUUUUUCAGCUCGCCGGCGGCAGGAAGAGGCAGAAGAAGUCGUCCGUCCCGUUUCUCUCAGCCAGCUGAUUACAGGUCAGCUCCUCCUCCUCCUGAGGAGUACCAUCAGAGACCUCGGGCAGUACGCCGUGAGUUUGAAGCCUCUUCCAGCAGGAGCAGCAGCAGCAGCCGAGUCUCUACCACCAACACCCCCGCCCCCCCUGCCCCCGCCGCUACCUUGCCUUCAACGAAGGAAGCUCUGGACUUCCACGGGACGACGCCAACAGUGUACCCGUACUCGUGCUCUCUGUGUGAUAUCACUGUGCUGUCAGAUAAGGUCUGGAUUAAACACAUCAACGGCACUCAGCAUGCAGACGGACAGCUCAGCCUGCUGCAGCAUUUUCCAAACUGGGACUGUCGCCUGGAGACGGUCAGCAGGUUCGACAACCAACCGCAGAAGAGGAAGGAUGAAGGAAAACCCGCCCAGCUGGACCAGAUCAGACCAGAUCUGGCCAAUCAGAGCACCAAGCCUCAGCCCAAUAAAAAGUCACAAAAGAAGGCAUCAGAGAAAGGCAAAGUGGUGUGUGUGAAGUUUCCUCCUCAGUCUGUGGACGAGACGUAUUUGAGGAAACUGAGCGAUCCGUUCGGGAAGAUCGUAAAGAUCCUCAUGUUUCCAUCUUUGGCGUUUGUGGAGCUGGGCUCCGUGGACCAGGCGAAGGAUCUGGUGAAGUUUCACAACAACUAUCCUCCGACUGUGAACGGAGAGCAGAUGGAGUUCAGCAUCUCCAACACCUUCAACUUCCUGCAGAGCUCUCGGGUGGUGAGUUUCACCCCGACUCCGACGGGAGAGGACGGCCAAUCAGAUCUCAUCAGCAUCGUCAAACGCUUCGGCCCGCCGCUCUACACUCUGUUCCUGCCGUCUAUGGCGUUUGUUGAGAUGAAAAUUGCCACCGACGCUGAGAAGCUGGUGGAUUAUUAUUCUUCUAACACUCUGAGGAUCAACAGCGACUUCAUCAAAGUUUCCUUCUCUGGAGAAUACAAGAGUCUGAUGCGCGUCCAAUCAGCAAAGAGGUACGAAGAGGAAACGGAGGCCAAGAGGAAGAGGAGUCCGAGCACAGAGCGAGAAGACAAGAGGACGAAGAGCGGCAGGACGGACAACGAUGGUGAGACCGAGACCGCGAGGACUGACGGGGAGAAGACCAGGUCCAGCACGGAGAGGAACAGGUCCAGCACGGAGAGGAACAGGUCCAGCACGGAGAGGAACAGGUCCAGCACGGAGAGGAACAGGUCCAGAGAUACAACCAGCAGAGACAAGAGAAGCAGGUCCAGAUCUAAGUCCAAGUCUAGAGAUGAAUCCAGAGAAACGUCCAGCAGCAGAUCAUCCAGGCAGAACCGGUCUAGAGAGAGGAGGAGCAAGUCUAGAGAGAGGAAGACAAGGUCCAGAGGCACAAAAUCACGGUCUAGGUCUAAAGAGAGGAGGUCUGCAUCCAGAGAGAAGAGGAGCAAAUCAAGAUCCAGAGAGAGGAGGUCCAAGUCCAAAGAGAAGACUGCGGCUCCAGAGAAACUUGUAAAAUCUGAGACAACAGAGUCCCGGACCGAAGCCGAACCUCCUCCCAAAGACUCUGAACCUGAAACUGCAGAGAAAGAAGCGAGCGAGCCGGAAGCAGACGAGUCGUCUGCAGAGGAGAGCGACAUCGAGGGGAUGGAGGUGAUCGGAGAGGACGGAGAGAAUCUGGAGGAUGAAGAUCUAGAAAAAGAGGAGGAGGACGAAGAGAAGGAGGAACAAGGUAGAGAUAAAAAAACUGAGCUUCCUGAGGAACCAGACUUCCCAGUAGAUCUGGAGAACUGCAUCACUCUGGAUGAAGUGGAAGAGUCUGAUGAGCCGGUUACUGAAGGAGAAGAAGAACAAGAGGAAGAAGGCAGAAAUGAACCGGAGGGUCCGUCCACCAGAGUGGUUUACUUCAGUAACCUGCCGCUGUGUUUCUACACUGACGUCCAGUUCAUCGGACUGGUGAAAGGUUUCGGGACGGCGGUGCGCUACUUCCUGAUCCGCCGCCGCCGAGAGGGUUUCAUCGAGAUGUCGAGCUCGUCGGAGGCUGUGAGAGCUGCUUCAGAGCUCAGCUGUAAAUCUGUCUGCCUCAACGGCUCCAAACUCACCGUCCACAUCUCCCACAAAUACUCCCGGCUCACUGCAGGGUGGCCGGUUCAGUCAGACGAGGACAUGAACGACGAGCGAAGGAGUCAAAGCAGCAGCAGGAGGAGCGAGAGACGAAGCAAAUCCAAGACAUCAGAGGAGGAGGAGUCCAGAGCGAGAAAAGAAAGAGAGUCAGGGUCCAGAAAGACUCCAGAGAGAGAGUCAGGGUCUAAAAGGACUCCAGAGAGAGAGUCAGGGUCCAGAAAGACUCCAGAGAGAGAGUCAGGGUCCAGAAAGACUCCAGAGAGAGAGUCAGGGUCCAAAAAGACUCCAGAGAGAGAGUCGGGGUCCAAAAAGACUCCAGAGAGAGAGUCAGGGUCCAAAAAGACUCCAGAGAAAGAGUCGGGGUCCAAAAAGACUCCAGGGAGAGAGUCAGGGUCCAAAAAGACUCCAGAGAGAGAGUCAUUGGACAGAAAGACUCCAGAGAGAGAGUCAGGGUCCAAAAAGACUCCAGAGAGAGAGUCAUUGGACAGAAAGACUCCAGAGAGAGAGUCAGGGUCCAAAAAGACUCCAGAGAGAGAUGAAGAAAGGAAGGAGAGGAAGACAUCAGAGGAGGAUAAAAAGACUCCAGGAGAGACGGAAAAUAAGGAAAACCUGCUGAAGAGGAAAGCGAGCGAUGAGAGCGACUCUGAAAAAAAGAUUGUGAAGAAAGAGUUGACGAGAGAAAAGAGUGAAGAAGAGUCAGAGAAGGAUCCAGAUCAACCAGACUCCACUGCAGAUCCUCAGAGACCACAAGCAGAGCAGGAACCAGCAGAGGGCGCCACCGCUCCACUGAAACCCUCCAAACCUGUUGGGACAGAGUUUGUUCGUCCGGUCGUCGGUUACUUCUGUAACUUGUGUCAUGUGAUCUACGCCGACGAGGACGAGGCCAAACUACAGCACUGCAGCAGCCAAUCACAUUACGCUAAAUACCAGGAGCAGACGGGGAAAGAUCCGUGGACGAGCUGAACACCAGAAACCGAGAGGAGCGUCUGACUCUUAAUAAACCGUCUUUGAUCUGAAACUCC